UGCUAGCCUGGGUAUUCGCGUCUCACCGCCACAGCCCGUCUCUUGGCUGUCGGAGCAAGCUGAGCUUCCAUACUUCCCACCAAUUGAGCUCCCCACUGACGACGUCGGUCGACCUCCAUCACUAUCUGCGCUUGUCGUUGUUGUCCGCAAUUCGCCGUGAUAAUCGAUUGCCUUGCCUGUUCCAGAGACGAGAGCAUAGAAGGGACAGACGCAGGACCAAGCUGAGCCGCCGGACCACCCUUGCCCGCCCACCACAUCCGAAUCCGAACGAAACACAAAGGAGAGGGCCACGAAGCUCUGCGAGGCCCAUCCAACCGGCGAGACAUUCGUCCCACCCCACCCGAGCCGGACUCGUUCCCUAGACGCAAGGCGGCACAUUUGGCAGACAAAAGCUGGUACUCGCGACGACAAGACAAAGGUCGGGCGGGGUACACUCGGCUCAGGCCAACGCAACAAUGGCGCCGCGCAUCGAGCCGCAGGAGAUCGAGACGUAUUGGAACAUCUUCAGCAACAGGACAAACGGCUCCAAGUACCUCACGGGCGAGCAGGCGGCGCCGGUGCUCAAGAACUCGGGCCUGCGCGACGACCAGCUCGAGAGGGUGUGGGACCUGGCCGACGUCGACAACGAUGGCAACCUCGACUUCGAGGAGUUCUGCGUCGCCAUGCGCGUCAUCUUCGACAUCCUCAAUGGCGAAUACAACGACGUCCCCACCACCCUCCCAGACUGGCUCGUGCCCGAGUCCAAGGCGCAUCUCGUCCAGGCAAACCGGGCCCUGACCGGGAAACAAGUGCAGUUCGAGCAGGUGGACGAGGAUCCGGACUCUCCCGGCCUCAAAGACGGCUUCGACUGGUACAUGAGUCCCGCCGAUAAGUCUAAAUACGAAUCCAUAUAUCAAGAGAAUAGGGACAUGCGGGGAGAAGUCUCAUUUGGCGCGCUAGAAGACCUCUACGAGUCGCUCGACGUACCCGACACGGACAUCAGAUCGGCUUGGAACCUCAUAAACCCCUCGGCCAGCCCGUCGAUCAACAAGGACGCCUGCCUGGCCUUCCUCCACAUCCUCAACUACCGCCACGAGGGCUACAGGAUCCCGCGGACGGUGCCACCGUCGCUGCGCGCCUCGUUCGAGCGCAACAAGAUCGACUACCAAGUGGACAAUCAGCGCACCACGGGCGCGGGCAACGCCGCGGCCGCCUCGCGCUGGGCCACAAAGGCCGACGAUACCACCUCGACGGGCCGCAAGGCCAAGUUCGGCGAUCAGUACCUCACGCGGCUCGGGCGCGGCAACUUCAAGGCGUCGGGCACCGACUUCGGGUCGGCGCAGAAGGACUCGGAGUGGGAGGAGGUGCGGCUCAAGCGCCAGCUGGCCGAGCUCGACGCCAAGAUGGACAAGGUGGAGGCCGAGGCGACGCGGCGGCGCGGCGGGCAGCGCGACUCCAAGCCGGCCCUCGUCAAGCGCGAGCUGGAGCAGCUGCUCGACUACAAGCGCAGGCAGCUGCGCGACAUCGAGACGGGCAAGGCCGACGGCGGCUCGGGCGGCGCCAGCCUCAAGAGCAUCCAGGAGGACCUCCAGACGGUGCGCGAGCAGGUCGAUGGGCUCGGCUCCCACCUGCGCUCGCGCCAGCAGGUCCUAGACGAUCUCCGUCGGCAAAUCGAGGACGAGAAGGCGGGCAGGUGAACUGGCGACUAUUAGGGGCGUGUUUUGGUACUCUUUUGUCCUUUUUUUUUCUUCCCCUUCCUUACUUAUUAUUAGUUCGUUCCAAAUUUCAGCUUUUGCUUGUGCCAGUGGCUCCUGCAUUUUGCCAGGUUUGUCGCAGCCCAUGUUCCAUAUGUUUCACCUUGAGGAUGGAUAGCUUGUUGCGUCGGCGAGGCCAUGUACACCCUGUUUAUGCUUUUGGAUUUCUUUUGGUUUCCGACUUCUCGGCCCGUUCAUAGACCUGGCAGGACCAUGAUCGUCGCACUAGGUGAUUACAGAUGAGACGAUGCUGUUCAAACAAAGAUGUUUUCGUUCAACUACAUAUUGAAUUCUGUGGAUGACAGCCGUGCUU
Gaeumannomyces tritici R3-111a-1 is the source of this 2046-nucleotide messenger RNA. RefSeq names its product actin cytoskeleton-regulatory complex protein END3. Lineage: Eukaryota; Fungi; Ascomycota; Sordariomycetes; Magnaporthales; Magnaporthaceae. The record is from RefSeq and is a predicted model, not a curated record. Gene Ontology annotation, cellular component: nucleus; plasma membrane; mating projection tip. Gene Ontology annotation, biological process: actin filament organization; endosomal transport; actin cortical patch assembly. The transcript has 3 exons. Bases 456 to 1676 code for a protein of 406 amino acids. Gene Ontology annotation, molecular function: calcium ion binding; protein binding.